Malus domestica (apple) is the source of this 345-nucleotide messenger RNA. RefSeq lists its product as uncharacterized. Lineage: Eukaryota; Viridiplantae; Streptophyta; Magnoliopsida; Rosales; Rosaceae. The record is from RefSeq and is a predicted model, not a curated record.
AUGAAUGUUACAUUUGCUAGUCCACCUAAGAAAAAAAAUCCUAGCUCCGCCCUUGACCAAGAGACGACAUUUUCUGUUUCGACUUUGAGCAGCUCGAUAGUACCGUUUCAUCAGGGCCACAAGAACACCACCAUCUUACAGAAUACAGUCAUUCGGGGGCAGCAAUAUUUGGUGGGGUUCGGGGAACGUGAUCGGCUUUCCAAGUUUAAAUCCGAGACUGCUGCCGGCGUGUUUAGUAUUCACUUGCAGCUUGCUAUUCAGGCCAAAUUAUUUAAGUUCUUCCUUGGUGAGAGACCCUACACUACAAAUUUGGACUGCACGUUGAUGGUUCCUUUGAUGACAUGA